Lagopus muta (rock ptarmigan) is the source of this 4518-nucleotide messenger RNA. RefSeq names its product PBX homeobox 1 (gene PBX1). Gene Ontology annotation, cellular component: nucleus. Gene Ontology annotation, biological process: eye development; embryonic organ development; animal organ morphogenesis. The record is from RefSeq and is a predicted model, not a curated record. NCBI's taxonomy places the organism in Eukaryota, Metazoa, Chordata, Aves, Galliformes, Phasianidae. Gene Ontology annotation, molecular function: RNA polymerase II cis-regulatory region sequence-specific DNA binding; DNA-binding transcription factor activity, RNA polymerase II-specific. The transcript has 9 exons. Bases 273 to 1565 code for a protein of 430 amino acids.
GUGUAUGCAUUUUUUUUCCCUCCUCCUUUUCCUCUCCACCGCCGAGCUUGAAGCCAGCGUGAAGGAUAAAUAAUAAAAAAAAAAAAAAAAAAAAAAAAAAAAAAAAAAAAAAAAAGCGAAGAGGAGGAAGAGGCUGCGGGGAGGAGGAGGGGGGGAAGGAAAGAAGAAGAAGAAAGCGAGCAAGAAAAGAAAGCGCGGAGCCAGGCGGGGAGCCCAGCCGCCGCGGCCGGCAGCCAGCAGGGAGGCGGCGGAGCGGGAGCCGGCGGCCGGAGAUGGACGAGCAGCCGCGGCUGAUGCACACGCACAGCGGGGUGGGGAUGCCGGGCCACCCGGGCCUGUCCCAGCACAUGCAGGAUGGACCAGGCGGGGCGGAGGGGGAGGCAGGCAGGAAGCAAGACAUCGGAGACAUCUUACAGCAGAUCAUGACCAUCACGGACCAGAGUUUGGACGAGGCGCAGGCCAGGAAACACGCUUUAAACUGCCACAGGAUGAAGCCGGCUCUUUUUAAUGUCUUGUGUGAAAUCAAAGAAAAAACAGUUCUGAGCAUCCGGGGAGCACAGGAAGAGGAGCCCACAGACCCGCAGCUGAUGCGGUUAGACAACAUGCUGCUGGCCGAGGGCGUCGCGGGCCCCGAGAAAGGAGGGGGUUCUGCUGCUGCCGCCGCCGCUGCUGCCGCAUCGGGAGGAGCUGGAUCCGACAACUCGGUGGAGCACUCUGAUUACAGAGCCAAGCUGUCCCAGAUCCGGCAGAUCUACCACACGGAGCUGGAGAAGUACGAGCAGGCAUGCAACGAAUUCACCACCCACGUGAUGAACCUGCUGCGUGAGCAGAGCCGGACCCGGCCCAUCUCACCAAAGGAGAUAGAGCGGAUGGUGAGCAUCAUCCACCGCAAAUUCAGCUCCAUCCAGAUGCAGUUGAAGCAAAGCACGUGUGAAGCCGUCAUGAUCUUGCGCUCCCGAUUUCUGGAUGCACGGCGGAAGAGAAGAAACUUCAACAAGCAGGCUACGGAAAUCCUGAAUGAGUAUUUCUAUUCCCAUCUCAGCAACCCUUACCCCAGUGAGGAAGCCAAAGAAGAGCUAGCCAAGAAAUGCGGCAUCACAGUCUCACAGGUAUCAAACUGGUUUGGAAAUAAGAGAAUCCGGUACAAGAAGAACAUAGGUAAAUUUCAAGAGGAAGCCAAUAUUUAUGCUGCCAAAACGGCUGUCACGGCUACCAAUGUGUCAGCCCAUGGAAGCCAGGCUAACUCACCCUCAACUCCCAAUUCAGCUGGUUCUUCCAGUUCUUUUAACAUGUCAAACUCUGGAGAUUUGUUCAUGAGCGUGCAGUCUCUCAAUGGGGAUUCUUACCAAGGGGCCCAGGUUGGAGCCAACGUGCAGUCACAGGUGGAUACCCUUCGCCAUGUUAUCAGCCAGACAGGAGGAUACAGUGACGGACUCGCAGCAAGUCAGAUGUAUAGUCCGCAGGGCAUCAGUGCUAAUGGAGGUUGGCAAGACGCUACUACCCCAUCGUCGGUGACCUCCCCCACAGAAGGCCCUGGCAGCGUUCACUCUGAUACCUCCAACUGAUCUCCCAGCAAAUUGCAUCCCUGGCUGAUCCGGCCCCGGCGGGGCGGGAGGGGAGGGGGCCUCUCCUAACACCGCAGCAGUCAGACUGGAGGUGAAACCAAUCAGCACACACAAGAAGACUCCUUCUCUUCUCUUCUCUUCGUCGGGAUGCUUUUUUCAGCCAAUCUGGACACUUCUUUAUACUCUCUUCCCUUUCUUUUCUGGGUAGAAGCCGCUCUCCCCCCCCUUGCCGCCGCCACAACACCUCCCUUCCCCUACCUCCCCACCGAAGGGUAUUUUGACAGCUAGAAGGAUUUUAAGGAGGAAAAGCAAAAAACAACCACCGCCACACCAACCGAACCAAAAGCAGUGCAUGGCCUCGCACUGAGCCAAAACCAUACCUCGGUCGGGUCUCGCUCCUUCUCCACCAAGCAGCCCCGCUCACCCUGUUCCUCUCUCGCUACCUCUCCGUAGGAAAUGGUCUCGGCAGCCCUCUGCCCUGCUGCACCCUCACCUCGGCUGCUCUGGACACUGAGUGCACCCAUGCUGUGCCCCAGGAGCCAUCCCCGUGCACUGUGGGCUGGAGGGCAGGUGGUGCAACCCUGCUGUAUGUAUGUAGGAGCUGGAGCCGGGGGCUCCCCACUGCUUAAAUGGAGGUACCAACCAACCCACUGCCAGCCCCCAGUCAGCACUGCUUGUUCUUCUCCCAGCCCUGCUCUGCCGCAGCUCCCAAAUGCGUUGGUGCUGAGAGGUGGAACCCUGCCACAGGUCCCUCGUGGCCACCAUUCUGCAAUGCUGGUGGGGAGGGCAAGAAGCAGAGGCAGGUGGGUCACUGCUGGUAACCAAAGUGCUUUAUGUGAUCAAGUAAUGAUGGAUGGAACGCGAGCAGUUUUCUCACUUAGGGAGGCCAGCAGCAGAUAGUUCUGCAGAGAGCAUUGCACGGUGUUAGCUCGUGCUUCCCCCUGCAGGUCCACCAGCUGCAGAGGGAAAGGAGAAUGUGGGUUUCUUGGUGAAAGGGUUGGUGGCCCCCUCUGCAUCCCCAAACUGUUGCCUGGUGCAUGGGACCCCACAGGCUAGAUGCACUCUGGGUGCCUUUGGAAGUCGGUCAUACAGUGGCUUUGCUUGAGGGUGAAGCUCUGCAAGGUGAGUGGACGUCCCUUUGGGGUUUGUCCUUCUGCCGUGGCUUGGAGUUACUCUGAGAAGUGGCAUCUAAAGCCUUGGGAGAUAUUGUGGGGUCUUCUGCCCAGCAUUUCCCAUCUGCUUUAGGAACAGCUGGUGAUGGGUGGAAACAGAACUUCAUCCUGCUGCAACGGGAUUCUGGGCAGCAGGAGGGAAUUGCAGUGACACCCACUGCCUCUUGUCAUGGGUGAUGGGCAGCAAUUUGUUCGGUCGGCAGCGUGGGGCACCUGGCAACAAACCUUAAGGCCUCCCAACCUCAGCUCACCGUCCACGGCUCGCACUCUGUCCACACCAGCAUUGGCUCCUUUAAGCUGAAAAUCUGGCUGAUGCAGAGCAAACAUUUCACGUUAAAGCUCUGCCAGAAACAUUUCCACCCCUCUGCUGGGUGGCCCACAGCCUGGUGCCAGCAGCUCGCGGUGCCUCGGGGGUGGCCGUGGGGACGUGGCUUUCCAUAGGGGCUCCCGAGUGUGCAGUCGGUGACCGCCAGAUCAACGAAACGUCCAUUCCCUGGUCGCUUCUGAUGGGUGACGGGAUGAGCGCGCCUCCCACUGCUAACAAAAGGGAGCGAAUGCCCCGAAUCCUGAAAGGUUCAGCCCAAAGGAGAGACUCCGCGCCGCCUCAGUCGGAGAGGGCCGGGCUGCAGGCAGCACAUACAGCACCCGAGGCGAAGGCCUGCCUCUGCCACGCUUCGCUUCAGGGCACGAAAUGCAGAGGGCCAGGAGCGAGUUGGUCCCACGCAAGGACAGCCCCGAGGACGGCACCGCGCUCACUCCUCCACGGUACUUUGCACCCUCAGGUUCGUCCCUCUGGGUCGCGUUGUCGGUCGCACUCCUUAUGUCUGUGCUUUUUUUAAACUGGUUUUAUCCCCUCUCCGCCCAUCCCUCUACCCAAAAAAAGUGUUGUGGUUGUUUUCUUUUAAUUAUUUUUAAUUUUUUUUUUUUCUUUUCUCUGCCCAGAAAAAAAAAAAAAACAAAAAAAAAAAAACAAAAAACCUGACUUCGAUACCAAAAAAGAAAAACCCCCACAAAAAACAAAAAACAAAAAACGAAACAAACAAACAAAAACCACACACACACAAAAACCCAACAAACAAAACACUGCAGAAACCCGGAAAAAAAAUAAUAAAAAUGAAAAAAAAAAACAGAAAACCCACGGGAAAAAAAAUAAACAACAAAACUCGACGAUUCUUUCAGCUUUAUUAACAUUUUCCAUUGUUUCUUGCGAUUUGUGUCUCGUUCUUUGUAGUAUUGAUGAUAACGAACAUUUGAUAAUGAAUGUUCUUGUAUAUUCAGAUAAAGGAAAAAAAAAAAAAAAGAAAAAAAAAACAAAAAAAAAAAAACCAGAACCAAAAACGCAGUCUGAAUUUAAUAGUGUUUAUAAUAAAAGAAUAAAAAAUGGCCCUUUUAGCACGCAAAGUGGAGCAGGGGAAGGUCCAUCCCUGCUCUUCCUGUGGCAACAAGCGCUUCAUUCCUGUAUAGUUUAUAACAUCAGACUACCUACAUUCAUCUUCUUUUGUUUUGUUUUGUUUUGUUUGUUUUUCCCUUUUUUUUUCUUUUUUUUCUCUUUUUUUUUUUCUUUUUUUAGUUUUCUCGCAUUUGUGAAUUAGUUCCAGAAUGCUAGAAAAGUGUAGAGUUGUGCACACUCAUUUCUUAUUACACAAUGUUUAAAAAAAGUGACGGUAAUUCAUUUUGUAAAACUUUAAAGGAAAAAAAAAAAGAUGGUUGGAAUAGUGAGCAUUAAUAGGUACAUUCUAAUACUUUAUGUUUCUUAACGUUGAGACCCAGAAAUUCCUUUU